AUGGAGGCCAGCGUGUGGGGCUACGGUAACUGGAACGGUCAAUUGGAGGAGGCCUUGGCGACACUGGUGCUUGUCAUGGACGACAAGAUCACUGGCUUGCUCCGCGUGGUGAAGACAGUUAAUGAGCUGUGGGACACGUUGGAAGCCAAGUACCAGCUCAAGAAAGGAGUUGCCUUUUUCAUCCUCAAUGCAAGACUUUGGACCAUCAAAAAGGAUUUUGCUGAGAGCAUGCAUGAGUACCUCCACCGCCUUGCAACUACGAAAGGCAGGAUCAAAGCACAUGGAGUCGAUAUGUCCGAGACAGACUACCGCCUUGCUACUCUUGUCGGACUCGAUUCAUGCUACAACAAUCACUUCCAGGUUCUCGAGCAGGUUAGCGACCAGUUGACAAAGGAACACUACGACGAAACACUACUCCAGGAGAAGCGCAGGAGCGUUAACGACAACAACAUCCUCAGCACGGGAUCUUCGUAUCACCUCGUCCCUCAAUGCACUGCUCUCGCCAACAAGGUCAAGGAUUCUGCCGUUAUUAAACUCACGAAGGGCAGCAGAAUGAAGGUAGUGGCUAAGGGCGAUUUUGGGCCGAUCCAUGCCAAGCCCAGCAAGGGCAAUCUCGGAACCACCACCACAAUGCAGAACUUUGUCGGGCAUAUUCGAGUCAUACAGAUGCGAACGGCGAGCAAUGGCACUGGCGCAUCGGCCACACAAGGCAUGACUCCCACAACGCGAGUUACAAGGCGAAGGGUCUACCCACUACCCAAGCUGAUAGUGCAUGUGAAGCGUACACGCUCGGAAAGUAGCACACUUCCCAUAGGGCACUAUAAUAGAGAAAGCAGGGAACUACAUAUGCUUGAAAGGGUGCAAGUGGAUAUCAUUGGACCUCUACGCAUCGUGAGCGUAGCUAGCGCGCUCUACUUCCUAACCUUCACAAGUAAAAGUUCGGGCAAAGCCUGGGUUGGGGCACUGGCAGUUCAUACAGAAGAAAAUGCGCAAGAGAUGAUCAAGGUGGAAAUGAUCAAGGUCCCUCCACUCACACAACGGCAGCGGUGUAUACGACAGCAUCAUGGACCAGUGAAUCGAAGCUGUAAAUGCACUCUGGGAGAGUUGGUCGCAACGGAAGCCUUCGCGUGCAAUCAUCGUGCACGCAUUACCCAUCGCAAUGGUUGCACGAUGAUCCAGAUUCCAGAAGAAACAGUGUCGCACUUACAAGAAAGCGACAAGGCUGACAAGUGGGAAACGGUACCAAAGAGCGAACAUGAUAACAAAGGCAACAAAACUUGGGUUGAGGCAAAAACUGCCAACCGGCAGGCGAGCCGUGGGAGCAAAAAGGGCAUUGAAGACGUUAAGACCGCCUACCAUUACUUUGAGUGCGAGGAGGAAGCUUACCUCGAAUCAACCGCCGGAAUGGAGUACAGCAAGCAGGUCAAAAUUGGCACAAUCGCUUCACCAGCGGCGAAGGCACCCAGUGCUCAUAAGAGGGAACGAUUAAUGGUAACUUCAAGGUUUGACGUCUUAACGAUUUCGUUUUCGCAACCGAACAUCAGGAGACGACCCUUCGACUACGAGACCUUCUGCUCAAGCUCUUCCGCACCAAGGACCUCGGACCGCUUCAGGACUACUCCAGCCUACUUGAUCCGACGCAACACUCACAGAGGCAGCAUCUUCGUCGACCAGACGGCAUACGCAACUUCGAUAUUUCGAAGAUUUGACAUGGAAGAGCUCAAGGCAGUCGAAAAGGACGUCGAUGCUAACGGGAUGAUCAAGGACAAGAAUUUCUACCCUGGAGUCAUUAGAUCUCUGCUCUAUCUCGUACUCGGGACACAGCCUGAUAUGGCUUACUCAGGCAUCAGGGCCAAGCAGGGUAGCGCUGAGUCGAUGGCAGCAACUUGGCAGCCUGCCAAGAGGGUGAUGCAGUACGGCCGAGAGACCUGCAAUCUCGAAAUGGAGUACAAGCGCACCAAUGAAACAGAGCAAAGUUACACUUUCUUCAAAGGAGUCAGAGCUGACUGUAGCACAACGAAGCAACCGCGAGGCAGUUUGGCGGCAGAAUCUGGGCACACCAGUGAUCAUAUGGCUAUCAAGAUCAACAACACUGGCGCACUGCACCACAUUCUCGGUAAUCCCAACAUGCAAGAAGCAGGCACUAAGACGUUGAGCUCAAACAUGGCAAAAAUUGAAACGGUAAUGCGUGGCAGCCAGCGUCGUCCACUGCGCGAGAUGGGCUCUAGCUGCCGAAAAGGGACACAGGAGCAAUGGCAGCGCGGGCGCUUGAGCCAACGGAGGGAAGCACCGCGAAUCACGUCGAAGCAACAGGGCCCGUAG
Tilletiaria anomala UBC 951 is the source of this 2322-nucleotide messenger RNA. RefSeq lists its product as uncharacterized. Lineage: Eukaryota; Fungi; Basidiomycota; Exobasidiomycetes; Georgefischeriales; Tilletiariaceae. The coding region runs from base 1 to 2322 and encodes 773 amino acids. The record is from RefSeq and is a predicted model, not a curated record. The transcript has 13 exons.